UCUGCGCACAUGUUGACGCUCGUAAACUGCCGAGAGAAAGAGCUAGCAAAGACACAAACCGAUGAACUGCCGGCUAGUCGGUGGGUGUGAGAAACAGAGAGACCACAGAGAGAGAGAGAGAGAGAGAGAGAGAGAGAGAGAGAGAGAGAGAGAGAGAGCGAGAGAGAGCGCUGAUGCUGGUCGCCCCGAUGCUGCUCAAGCAACGGAGUGUGUAUUGAGGGAUCUGUCGUAUCAAAGUAGGAGAUAGAGCCGUUAACGACUGUUUCUGGAAGCUGCUGUUUUUAUAUCAUAUUACUGAAGCAAUGCAGUCCCAGGGCAGCACUUCCUCUCAGCCCUCCUUCGAUUCCCUGAGUUUCAGUGACAGCCUCUUGUUGAGCGACUCGGAGCAGGCAGAGGAUGACACAGACGUCUUCCUGACAGACAGCUCAUCCCCUGUCAUCGUUGGUGGCGUGAACGGGGCUACGACUAAUGAAGACAGAGGGUCGGAGAGUCCUGGGUCCCAGUGGACGUGCGAUGGCUUCACAGAUAAAGAGGAAGAUGAGGAGUCAUACAGGUCGGAGAACAGCACCAAGGCAGCUCAAAUCAAUUUGGGCAAGACAGAUCCCACAAGCCAGAUUCCUAAAUCACAGGGAGACCUGCUGUUUGCUCAAAAGUGUGCUGAGCUACAGGGUUUUGUCAGGCCCCUUCUGGAGCUGCUGAAUGGACUGAAGAGUGGCCGCUUCGAUCGAGGUUUGAGUAGUUUCCAGCAGAGCGUUGCCAUGGAUCGGAUACAGAGGAUUGUGGGUGUUUUACAGAGACCCAACAGCGGGGAGAAGUACCUGAACACUCUUCUCCAGGUGGAGAUAAUGCUGAAGCAUUGGUUUCCUCAGAUUCACUCUCAGCCUGUCUCUGCCGCCUCCAGCGUCACUGCAUCCCCUGCUCACUCAAUCCAAGACACUUCCAGCUCCACCCCUCCACACAAGCACAGGGAUCAGUUACACAUUCCCGUCAAGAAGCGCAGGCUCAGCUGGACAAGCAUGUCCUCCCCCACGCCUUCCCCUGUGCUUCUCAAGUGCCCUCGUAUCAGUGGGAAAGAGAAGAAGGGGAAGCAAGAUUGUGAUGAAAGGGACGGCCCACUUCCUCCAUCAUUGGAACCUGAUGCAAACCAAAUUUCACCAGAUGUUGCUGGUGACAGCCAGCUAAAUGAGGACACAAAGGAAAAGCACAGUGGCAGCGAGGAACUAGGCAAGCAAUCAAAAUACCAAGCAGGUCAGAGCUCUGAGCCGAGCCUGACAUGGGUUCACGUUGCCCCCAUCCUUUCCCCACGAAAGGCUUGCACUCCACAUAAGGGCACAACAGUGGCAGGCAACAAUGAAAACCAGCCAGUCAGUGUCAUCCUCCCACCCAGCAGGAGGGGCAGUCCAGCUAUGCAAGACAGCUCCAUCUCUUCUACCACACCUUACAAGCACCCCAAAAAUCUGAAGAAGCCAAUCAGGUCCCAAAGCCAGCCAGUUGCUGUACAACAGAUUGAGUCCACAGAGACAUGUCCGGGUGAAAGUCAGUCUUCUCAAGUCACGCUUACGCCUUUGCCCAAGGAAUGCCCCACUCCCUUGGAGACCUGAUGCAUUGAACAACGGCAAGCAAAGAGCUGGCAGCUUUACUGUGUUACACCACCAGGCUAAAAGCUGCUGUGUGAGAAAGAGGCUGAAAGCCUGUGAUUAUAGAUGCAUUAAAGGAAGGAAGGGGAGGAAAGAAAUUUAAUGUGAUAAAUGUUUAAGAGAAAUGAGGGAUCAUACAUAACCCCUCAUGAAAACCACAAUUGCAACUGAUAUUUCAAACAGCAGGAGAUAAUGUGUUUAAAUGAAUCAGAACUAUUAGAGUUGAUAAUCAGAAAAACAUAAUAAUCUAAACGGGCACAAAGCAGUUGUGGUUGAGGGGGAUGAAAGAGAACACCUAAAGCUGGAAGGCUAUUUACAGCUUGUUGAGUAAUGAUCGAUUGGAGAGAUUUUGAAGAAUUUUGUGGCGCAAAUAAUAGAUUCUUCUCAGCAUGGACGCAAUCACUAUAUUCAGAGAUGACUGUUUAGGCAGACAUCUAACUUGAAGGACAAACUUGAUCCGAAAUUUAAAAAUCUGAUGUCAGUAUUUACAAUGAAAGCUUCCAAGGUUUGUUGUGAUGAGGUAACUUCAAUCAAGAGUGAGUAACGCAGUGUGAGCUGAAUUUGAUGAGGUCUUACGGCAGGAGACACGCUUGACGUUACAUUCACUUGUAGAUAGAAUUGAGCCAUCUGGCUUGAAGAGGAAAAGUGACAUUGAAGUCAUUAAUAAUCUUGUAGCCAGAGAUGUGACGCAGCAUUAUACUGUAUGUGUGUUAAGAGUCAUUGAAGACUGGAAAAAGUUAAGUUAAUAAAAUUGCGAAUGUAAUCCAAGAGGUGUUUGGGCACUUGGCAUCGAGAGGUAUGACAUCACUGCAAUCAGAAGUAAACUUUUCUUGUCAUGCUGUGGAUCAGAUGUUUCUGCUCGGUCUUCAACUGCAAACUGACUGGCCAGGUGAAAAAAACAAGCACCACUCAAUGACAUAUGACUCUUGAAUCCCAUAGUUAAUUUAUUCAUAUGUUGAUUGGACACUGCAUUUAUUUAUUGUUUAUAUUUAUUUAUUGGGCAGAUGAAUAUUGCCUGCUGUGCGCUUGCAUAGUUUGGCUUACAAUUCUUUUGAGGGUAUUGGGAAUAUGCUGGUGACAGUUUGUGUGUUUUUUUUUUAUUGCUAUCAUGAGGAGAAAAAAACAAACAAGGGAAGUGAAAUGUAUGAUUGGACUUUUGGACUACUGUGCCUUUUUACCAAAUAGGAUGUGUUCAGAAAAGCAUUUGGGGCUUUCAGUGCAUUUAUACUGCAUUUUGAUUGUUUGCUUGUAUUUCACAAAAGCAGUGCACAUUCAAUCAUGAAAGACCAUAUGUAGUCAUUUUCAUUUUGCUUCUACAGUUAAUACACACAGCAUCCAAACCAACAGUAUCAUCAACUAUCUAUCUACAGCUUAAAA
Etheostoma spectabile (orangethroat darter) is the source of this 3014-nucleotide messenger RNA. Its product is annotated as circadian-associated transcriptional repressor. The record is from RefSeq and is a predicted model, not a curated record. Bases 303 to 1601 code for a protein of 432 amino acids. Gene Ontology annotation, cellular component: nucleus. Lineage: Eukaryota; Metazoa; Chordata; Actinopteri; Perciformes; Percidae. The transcript is spliced from 6 exons. Gene Ontology annotation, molecular function: RNA polymerase II cis-regulatory region sequence-specific DNA binding. Gene Ontology annotation, biological process: circadian regulation of gene expression; negative regulation of DNA-templated transcription.